This is a messenger RNA of Cinara cedri, 6680 nucleotides long. Lineage: Eukaryota; Metazoa; Arthropoda; Insecta; Hemiptera; Aphididae. The record is from the annotation of a GenBank genome assembly.
GACGAGUGCAGAAGGUCACAAUGCAGACAAACGGUUUACAACCGCUAUCUGUCGACUAAAUUAGCAUUACUAACUGCCACUAUUAAAGAGCUAUAAAGAUAAUAGUGUUUUAUAAAAAAAAAGUACUAAUAUAACUGCUAAUUUAAAAAUUGAUAACACAUAGAUAGUAAAUAUCUAUUAACUACGGCGAUACAGACGAAAAUAUUAUUUAUCCCGAGGUCAAUAUUUGUGGGGGAAAUGUAAUGAUGAGUGGGUGGCGACGCUGUCUAGUUCACAUAUUCGAUUUGAUGACGAUAGCACGACAGUGUAAACAAAAACAAAAGUUAGUUUAUUCACUUAUCAUUUCGUUCUUGUUCCUUUAAUUUUGCGCCGUAUAGAAAGGAAACUCUUUCGCUUCGUACAUUCGUACAGAAGAAAGUUUAAUACAUAAGUACUACAUCAAGGAUAUUUGACACCUGGUAUCCUGUAGUCCGUUCGCUCAACGUUACUAUAGUAAUAUCGAAAUUGGUUGAUAGAAUAGGUAAUAAUUGUAUUUAGGAUCUGCAAAAAGAAAUGCAAUAGUCAUCAUGUUGGAAACAAAGGUUUUGAAAUUGUUGAAAGGUGAUGCUUUAGAUGAAAACGAAGAGUUGUGUGACUUCACAUUGGCUGAUCAAAAUGAAGCUUGCGGUGAGUAAUAUGGGCAUUUACAUUCCUUGUAUUUGACCCAGAUAUAAUAUUUAUAGUUUACAUAUAUUGCUAAAAAAUUUCGUCCAGGCACAAGUAUGUUUUUAUUUAUUUAUUAUUUAUAAAAAUUAACGUGUACACUGUUUAUAAAGAUUGCUAGUUUGAAAAUGUUAUAGGCUCUAGUAUUGAAAAAAUACAAAAGAUAGUUUUCAAAAUGUACCUCAGAUUAAUUAAUUUAUCAUUAUUCCACAUUUUGAAUCUUUAUAUUGGAGAUGUAUGUGUUACGAAAAUUUGUUUACUAAACUUAUUUGAAAAAUGAAUGACUUAAAAUAAAUAUAAAUAAUUAAUAAUAAAAGUACCUAGUCAUCAAAAAAAUAAAAUAAGCUUAAAUGUCUUUUUGUUUGGUAUAUUAUGUAUUUGUAGUCCAUUGAUUUUAUUUUUUUUUUAGUGGCCAAAGGUGUAACACCCAUAGGACCUUCCGAUUAUGUGCCAAUAAUAAAAAGUACAGUUACAUACAUUGUGCUUGUAGUAUUGGUCAACGAUGAUGACGAAGUGCUAAUGAUGCAAGAAGCUAAGAGUAGUUGUGCUGGUCAGUGGUACCUACCCGCUGGUCGUGUUGAACCUGGAGAAGAUAUACACGUAUGUCAAUGUAUGAUAUAUUUAUAAAUUAGGCUGUUUUAAUUUUUAACUUUUUUUUUCAGAUUAAAACUAGACAUUGCUUUUCUUGUGGUCUCUAACUUACCCCCAAUAAAAAAAAUGUUCAGAACUUGCUCAUUGCGUAGUUUUACAUUUAAAUAAUAGAAAAGUAACAAUAUUUUCAAUUAAAUCACAUUUACUCAUUAAGUUUGGAAUUUAUGAGGUUAUAGAUAACUUUUAUUAAAGAUCACAAAAAAAUACAUAAGAUUCACUUGGAAUUAAGUGAAAUUUUACUGUUAUAAGAAUAGCUCAUUUGUAGAAAUCUAUACAAAUUGAGUUUUAAUAACUUUUUUUUACAUAUUACAAAGUUGUAUAACUCAGCCACUUUUUGAUUAAAAAAUUUUCAAAUAAGAUUAAUUUUGUAAGUUUUGAAAAGACCUUGCUAUUGGUCCUUGGUUAUAGAUCAGCUUUAUAGACUAUAGUGAGUUCAAAAUUAAAAAAAACAUCUGAGAAUUUUUAUAGAUUUCUACAAAUGAGCUAUUCUUAUAACAGUAAAAUUUCACUUGGUUUUAAGUAAAUUUUAUGGAUUUUUUGUGAUCUUUAAGAAAAAACCCACCUAACUUAAUCAAACUUAAUGAGUAAAUGUGAUUUAAUUAAAAGUAUCAUUACUUUUCUGUUAUUUAAAUAGAAAAACUAAAUAUGUGAUGUAUAAGAACUAAACAAUUUUUUUUUGGAGUUUGAGACCACAAGGAUGCGUUCAGUCUUAAUUCAAAAAAAAAAAUAAUGUUCAAAAUCAAAACAGCCUAGUUACAUACAGUAGAAUCCGCUUAAUUGAGACACAUUGGGCGGUGACCUAUUUGUCCCUUAACUGUCCCAAUUAACCGAAUAAGCACUUGAUUUUUCUCUGGGAAAUCGCUUGAACUUAAUAUUAUUCCGGUCCUUUCAACGACUUAUCCAACCUUCGUUGGCCUUAAAAUUACCAUGUUCAAAUUUUUCAGUAAAAAAUUCAGCUUUCUGCUGUAAAAUAGGGCCUGAAAUACGAACACCACAUUCUGUAACAGCAGAAAACCAUUCGUUCAUAUAGCUUUAUCUACUUCGGGUUCUUUGCCUUCUUGCUUUCUUUUUCUGUUUAUAGGUGUACUUUUGUUGUCGUUUAAUUUUUCCCACUGUUCACAAAUAGCUUUUUCAUUAUUUUUCAAUCAGCUUAGUACCGAUUUAAAGGUGCCUAUUAUUUUCUCUAACUCAUGAAGACUGGAAGAAUGUGGUUGAGCUUUAAUUUUAUCCAGAUUAGAAUAUUUUUCAAUCGAUGUUAAAUCUUUACGAGACAUAAUUCUUACGUAUUAAAACAAACUGUGAUCAAUAAAAACACACAUAUGUUAGUAUGCAGAGACGAAAGAACGCGAACUAAAGUUUUUCAAUUUUUUACGUAAGCUAGUAGACUCUUAUCGUGGUAGUAGAAGAAAAAUAAAUGAUUACCUAUAUAAUAGAGCUAUAAAGAUUAAAUAAAUGAUUGACAUAAUUGACAUUACCUAUAUAAUAGAGCUGUAAAGAUUAGAUAAUUACAGUUUCAAUAAGAAGUAGAUAGAUGAUUUAGAUCAGAAUAUCUAAUUAGACGCUUUUAUUUUUGUCCCUUAUAACCGAUAGUUUGUCCCAGAUAAACGAAGUUAAAUUGACUUAAACAAAUAUAUUCGUUCGGAACUAUGCCAAUUUGUCCCCAUUAAGUGGUUGUCCCCUUUAUGCAGUGUCCCAAUUAAGCGGAUUUUACUGUAUAUAUAUUAAUAAUUGGAAAAUUGAAGAAUGUUAUCAAUAAUAAUAUUACGUAUGUAUUGUUUAAUAGGAGGCAGUUAAGAGAGAAUGUUUAGAAGAAACAGGAUUAGAAAUAGAACUGGAUACAUUACUGUUGGUCGAAGCUGCAUCUAAGGCGUGGUUUCGUUUUGUUUUGACCGGUACUGUGGUAGGCGGCCAUUUGAAAACACCUGCUCAAGCUGACAGUGAAUCUUUACAAGCCAAAUGGAUUAAGAAUAUUUCUGAGGUAGCUAUUGUUAAAACAAGAUUGAUGGUUGGGUAUGGCGACAAAUAAUAAUUUCCACAUCAUGUUAUAUGUGUAGGUAACUCUUCGUUCAAACGAUAUAAUACCACUAAUAGAACGAGGCCGAGCAUAUUUUACACAUUUAAAGAACAACGUACGCCAUCAAUGGCACCCUAGAGUUUUACCCGCUGUUAAAGCUCAUAAAAAACUUUUGUUACGCCUUCUCAUUUGUGCCAAACAAAAAAUUACGUUAGUUUGUUGUUCAAUUUACAAAUUAAUUUUUUAAUAUAGACUAAAAUUAUAUUUACUUAUUAUUUCAGUAAUAAAUUGCACAUAUUAGUAUCUGAAAAAACUGAAGCACAUUUACCUAUGUGUGAAAUCAACCACAAUCGAAAUUUGCAUUCAACCUUACGCAAAUUUAUGACUGUAAUUAUGCAAUUGAAUAACACAUUAAAAUUAAUAAUACUGAAAUUAUUAUUUUAGGAAAUAUUUGGCGCUGACGUAGCUACACAUAAACCCCAUGGAGUAUUGAGUAUUGAACAUUGUGGUCGACCAGAAGCCACUAACGAUGGUUUUUGUUUAUCAUUAUUAGUCACUUUUCAAUCUCCAUUAGAAGAUGUGUUUCCCAUUGGUAAAUAUAAUUGGACAGCUGUAUCCUCAGAAUGUGCAGAUUCUAUUAAAUUGCGAACUAUACGCAACAUGGUUGUUCCAUUUAAAGUAAUUUGUUAAAAAAUAAUUUUGUCUGUACAAAGUUUAACAGGACUAUUUAACAAAUGUAAUAACUAUUUCAAUUAAAUAUUUUGAAGUUUUUUUUUAUGAAAAUGAUAUGGUCAAUAAAUUUUACUAAGGUUGUAUCAAUUAUUUUUGAAGUUCAUAAAAUAUUUAAAUGUAUGAAAUAUUGUACCGUUUUAUAGUAUUCUUAUCAUACUAAUUAUAAGCUGCCAUAUAUUGUUAGUAAACUUAGCAAGAAAUUAAUUAAAAUUAUAAUAAAUUUUAAAAAUUAUUGAAGAAAUCUAAUUGUAGUUUUAAACAUCAAUCAUUUUUAGAUUCUGAGCAGAGCAAGAAGUGCUUACAAAGAUAUUUUUUUUCUAUAAAUAACUUUUCUACCAGAAAUUUUGCUCCGAUUUUCUAAGUGUACCACGUUUUCUAAAAGGAAAUUUUUGUGGUGUAUACUUUUGGGUUAUUUUAUUAUAUUUUCUCAGGGUUUUCAUAAUAUUUUAGAAAAAACGUAGGAAUCAUGGGAAAAUUACACAAUGUAUUAUUUUUUUAUUAUAAAUAUUAUAAUAAAUUGUUUAACCUAUACUCAGAAUCAUUUUUCAUUAACAAUGAAUAAUUGUUGUGUAGAUAUUUCCCUUCUUAUCUUCCUAACUCCUCAUCUAGAAGAUUAGCCACCAAUUGUAAAACUUAUGUCUGUUUUUUUUUUUUUUAAUUACUGUAUAAAAUAGCUAUACAAGAUGAUUCAUAAAAAGUGCAUAUACUUAUUAUUUUGGAAAGUAUCAACUUUUUUUGGAGUAUAUUUUAUAAAAAAUUUAAAAAGUUAUUACUCUCAUAGAUUGUAGAUUUGUUUUAUCGCCCCACUUGUUGGAUUAUAAAAACAAAAUUUAAUAAAACUAUCUGAAAAUUGUUUAUUUUUAAUGUAGAGCAUAAAAAUUAUAGCGUACAGGUCUAGUCAUUAUUACAAAUAAAAAAAAAAAUUUAAUUGAAGAAAAUGUAUUACAUUUGUUAAAAUAGUGUUGUUACACUGUAUAUACAGGGUGUCCCACCGAUUUUUUUAGAGCUGUUUUUAUAAAUCUUUUUUUCAAUCUACUUCUCUUGAAGGAGAACAUUUAUUUAAAUAGAACAAUUAUUAUUUUUAUUUAUCAUUUUACAACAUUUUCAAACUACCAAUAUAGUCAAAUAUAUUAUUUUAAAGAAGGCUGUUUAAAUUUCUAGAAAUAAGGUGUGAAAAGAUACUACAGCGUAAAAUGAUAAGGAAUAACUUGAUUUAUUUGUGUUAUAAAUUCAAAAUGUUAAAAUCAAAAUGGUCGAAACUAAUGUUUUAUAAAAUUGCUAUUUUAAAAAUAUUACAAAUCAAGUAAAUUUUUUUUUAGUGAUUUGAUUGAGAAAUGAAAAUAAAAAUUAAUUUUUCUCUAAUGAGAUGUACCCUUCAAAGAAAAGCAGGUUAAAAAAAAUUUUAAUAUAAAUAAGUUUAUAAAAGUCCAUUGAAUACAAAGAUAUAUAUAUGCCAUUUUAUCAUUAUGUCAUUAUCAUUUAUCAUUGUGUGUGUGUGCGUGUCAUAUUAUCAUGCUCAUCACCAAAGGUGCUUUAUCCAUUUUACUUUUGUUAUUUUUUUUACUUAGAAUAUACACUAUUAAAUGCUGAAUUUUUUUAUACUGAUUUAUUAUUAUUUCAAUCAUUAAACAAAAAAUUAUAGAAAGAAAAUAAGUGUUUAAUUUAAACUUGUCCUCCUUUUAAUUUUCUUCCUUUUUUACUGAAUUUCUUUAGUUUUUUAGUUUGAGUAGCAGGAGCAACUUUAGGUUUUUUAACUACUGGUCCAUUUUUAUCGGCAUCACUCUUUCUUUUCAAUUUCUUCUCGGCAAAAGUCUUUUUCAAACCUUUCAUCUUUCUCGUUUGAAGUGAAUUCACGUCUUGUUUGGUCAUAUGCAGACGUCCCAAUUUGGAUCCAAAACCAUCACGACGUACACUUUUAAUCUUUUUACCCUGGAUAUAAAAACAAUGGUUUAAGUUACACAUAAAAAAUUAAUUUAAAUUAAACAGUUAUACCUUAACAUUGGGCCUUUUGCAUGCAGUUUUAAAUAAAUCAGGACUAGCCAUAUGAUCUCUUCUUACUACAAAAUCAACAGAUGGCCCGACUUCUUUGAGCUCAACACGUGGAGUUUUCAAAGUGGUUUUUGAUAAAAUAGUUCUUUGUGACAAAAAAAAUUAUUUAUAGAUAAAAUAUUUUUUAUCAAAAUUAUUAAUUUAUAUAUCAAAAUUACCGGUAAGAACGAAAUAAUAUUUUAUUAUCGACUGCUGUGAUUGAAAUGACAUGUUCAAUACCGUUUGGUCUUAUUUGUUUAAGUGGUUGUCUUUGAAACAUAUCAACAAACAGAUUACGCAGACGUUUUAGCUGCUGAUCACUGUCAAAUUGUUCGCCCAAAAAAAUUAAGACCGGUUUUACACCAGCGGAAAUUUCAGAUAAACCUUUGAAUUCACUGCAUCCUUUGUACGAUUCAAUACCCAACUCAAACAUAUCUAAUAUAUGUUGAUCAUAAGUACGACCUGCAAAUAAAAAAAAAAAAUUAUAAUAUUAGUAUUAUUUUAUUUUUUUAUGCCUUAACAGGUAAUAAGUACACAAAGUAUACAAUAAUUG